Molecule: messenger RNA, 1926 nt
Organism: Pochonia chlamydosporia 170
Lineage: Eukaryota; Fungi; Ascomycota; Sordariomycetes; Hypocreales; Clavicipitaceae
Exons: 6
Coding region: 1-1926 (641 amino acids)
Source: RefSeq, a predicted model, not a curated record
AUGACCGAAAAGAAUAAAUAUUGGUGCCUGGCCAUUGCGGCGUGGGCGAAUCCCGGAAGCGUGCAUAAACCUGAAUCUACCUCUACUGAAUACGCCUCCGACCAGCUUGCGAUAGCUGCCGCCAAAAACCCUCAGGACUCAGGCAUUGCCUUGCUAAACGAGGAUAACAUCACGGCUCGUUUGCAAAAGCUAGUGGACUCUCGGGGAUUCGAAAGCAUGCUCAAGCUCCGGCAAUCUCCAACGACAGAUGAUCUUGAAAACCUAGUCAACAUAGCGUCCCAUCUAAAGGAACUUGACUUUCCAGAAUAUGAGGACCGCGAGGAAUACGCUGACGUUAUGUCUCCAAAACAGCUGACUGAAUAUCUUUCGUCAAUCCUUAUAGGGCGGAUGUGCAAACUUCUCUGCAUCAAUCCUCCAGAGACAUUGUCCUCCAAGACUUUAUAUUCUGAAUUGCUACGAUUGUACACUGUUGCGUCUUGUCCUAGAGCUGGUCUACCUCCACCACCACCUCCUCCUCUGUAUCAAGUGGCAGUACGUGGCAGCUUAUCGCAGGGAAUACGCCCAGCCCAUCCGUCCAAUCAAGGACUGAAUCAAGGAAGACUGAAAAUACUGCGGCCUCAUACGGAACAGAAGCAGCGGGGUCUUUUCAGGCGAGUUUGGGACGGUAUCAAGAAGUUUGGACACCGCGUUGGUGGCUCGCUGUCAGACGGAGCAUCCCUCCAGAAUGCCCACCUUCACAAAUUCUGCCCUGCGUACUUAGGUUGUUCAACACGACCAACAUGGAAAGUGAAGCUGUUCGUUCUUCCACCUUCCAUCCCACUUCUGAACGCCUUUUUAUCCCCGAGGAUGUCGGACCAAGUCAACACGCUCUUUGAAGGCAAUUCGGGGUCAACGUAUCUGGCCGGUGUGGCACAGACAUCGGAUGAAUGCCUACCCCAGCACACAUAUCAGCGGAUGCAUCAGCAGAUAUAUGAGAAGCUCUUCUGGAACCGUACAGAGAUUUAUUUGGAAAAUAUUCUUCCUCAGUGGCCUAUUUUCCAUCCAGACGAAGUAAGGGCUAUGCGGCAAAGAUAUCUUACUUCGCAGAGUUCCGACAACGAUCGACUAUCUAUAUUAGUUCUGGUUGAUUUGGCGGAUAUUACAAAUCCGUUUCAUAGCCAGGAUAUUCUCGAGUUCCAGUUCAGUGUCCUAUAUACAAGAACCCUACAAAUCCAUGCACUCUUGGCACUUUACUGGGUAUGUCGCGGAUUUCACAGCCUGGCGAACGAACAUAUCGUUAAAGCAUUUCACCUGGGAAUGUUCUCUUGCGCUCAGUGGGAUGGUGCUUCGUUGCAGCGGCAUUUCCCAGAUAUCGUUGCACUCUGGUGCUGCUGCUUCAUUGUCUGCGAGUAUCCCAUACAUACAGAAGUGAAUGCCAUUCCAAACUUGUAUAAGUGCCUACCAUUACCAUCAAAAGAAGAUAUCAUACGAAGCUUCGGUAGUAAUGCGGGAGCCUUUUUCGAGCUCCGAACCGCUUAUAUCUCACCACGGCUUGCCGCAAUUUCCCGACCACAGUUACAGUGUCCGACUCUAGAGUCCAUCAAAGUCACGGGCCCUCUCGCAAUCCUCAAAGACCGCUAUGUAAGGACACACAGGUUCGGUCAGUCUCUCGCACAGGGGGAUUUUACGUCUGUCGCGUCGUACAUCGAAAACCUACAAAACUCAGGCCCAACCUACAGACGUUGGGCAUUUCCUUCGGAAAGAUUCUGUCUGUACAAGUUGGCAGCCAUAUGUUCCAAUAGCAGUCAGAGACAUACCUGCCUAUCGCUAGUUCAAAAAUCGCUUGAUUACUUAUGCCCGCUCCCCGAGUGCUUUACACAUACGGACUUUAACUCAAUAUGCCUGCUAUACUCCAAGUUAUGGGCAGCGGAGCAGAGAGCGUGCUAA